This is a messenger RNA of Drosophila obscura, 1318 nucleotides long. RefSeq lists its product as uncharacterized. Lineage: Eukaryota; Metazoa; Arthropoda; Insecta; Diptera; Drosophilidae. Gene Ontology annotation, biological process: transcription elongation by RNA polymerase II. Gene Ontology annotation, cellular component: nucleus. Gene Ontology annotation, molecular function: transcription elongation factor activity. The record is from RefSeq and is a predicted model, not a curated record. The transcript is spliced from 2 exons. Bases 47 to 1183 code for a protein of 378 amino acids.
AGUGCCCUCUUUGGUUUGACACCUCUAAUGGCCGAAAAUUGCGAAAAUGAGCAAAAAUAUUGUUGCAGCUCCACUGAAUCGCAUUCCCGGCACCAGCCAGGCCAAGGAGAAGCACACCAAGGACCUGAAAACCCUCAGCUAUGUGGAAUUACUGGAAAUCAAAGACAGACAAUCAAAAUUUCUGUCGUUCAAGAAGCGGCUGCUGCAAUUGCCGGACAAAGGCAUACGCCUUCAGGAGUCCUACGAUAAGCUGCUGGACGAGAUUAGGAAGCGCGACGAUGUCGAGGCCACUGCCCAAAUGCUCAGCGAACUGAAUAUCGCGUCCAAGGGAAAGAUUGCGCUGAACAAUCUGGAAUGGAAUGGCCGCGAGAUUGUGGAUGAGGGGGCGCAUGUGGAGGAUAUACUGGACAGCGAUGAUGAGCUGGAAAUGGACCCGUUGCGGAUCAUAGCGCAGGGCACAAUGCAUGAGAAGAGGGUCAAGGUGCUGCCUCCACCACAGAGUCUUAUAACGGCUGGAGAUCUGGCCGACAUAGACACGUUCAAGAAGACUGCCGACUCGCCAGACUCUGCGUUGGAUGGCCAGAGCACGACCAGUUCGAUACCCGCGGAGUUCAUCGAGAUUGAUGCCUGCCUGGUGGCAGCCAAGUAUCCGCCAGAGGCGCAUUCCUAUCCCCCCGUCGAUCAGCAUUCCCUCUACCUCAUAGACAAAACCGAACCCAAGGACAGGGGUGCUGUGCGGGAGAAAUACAUGCCGUUCCGCACAACCAUCUCCAAUGUGCACGAUCCCGAUAAGGAGCGCAUACGGAAGAAGGGCAAGCACUGGGAGAUCACUGCAGCCACCCCGCCACUCAUCCAGCACAAGGAAGUGCAGAUGGUUCCGCUGGCGGAGUCAGCGACCCUGCAGCUGGACUUUAUGCAGCGGAUCAGAGAGCUGAGGAUUCAGCAGGCAGAGCAGCGUCUGGCACAGCAGCAGUCGUCGUCCAGGGCAGCAGCCUCGGGACUCCAGCUGCCGGAGGAGUCUGUUCUGAAGACCAAAGCAUCGUUCAGAAAUUAUCGCAAUCCCCAAGUGGAUUAUUUGAUUGAGGGCAGGCAAAAGCCCAGCGAACAAAAUGAAGUGCAUGAUCCAACGAGUCUCGACAGCGCAGCAGCCACAAGUGGCAUUCAUUACACGGUCUACGAGUGACGCCUUCCUGCCAUUUCCUCCUGGCCUCCUGGCUUCUCGUUAACAUUGCAAAUUAUUUAAUUGUGUAGGCAACAACAGAUAGCAGAUAAGAUUACAUGCGAUUAUAGCUCCCAUUUAAAUCGAAUAGAACUGUGU